AUGACUCUCACAACCCACCUCGUCCGUCGUGGCAUGGACGCCGUCCAUAAUGUACAUGGAAUGAUGUCCGACUUGGAUGGGAGCCAUGGUCAUCCAGGCAAGGAUAAACCAACUAAAGUUCCUCUUGGGGCUGUUUUGACCUUCUUUCUCACUGGCUUGAUGUUCAUUGUGUUCCUCUUCUGCAUCAGCUACACUUAUGGCCACUUGCUCCCUACUCUGUGUAUGAUCGAGUCUCCCGAAACCGACGCCUACGUUCCGGUCGAUGUGAUUGAGCCUACAGAUCCUCCUGCCUAUUCACCAACGGCCCGCCCCAAGCCGGCUAAUGGUCCUCCUGAAGAUGCUGAAUCGGACGCGGACACGGACGCCGAAGUACUCCUUGUUCGAAACAAGCCUUACACUGCGUCCAUUCGUCAGACCAUCCGCCACCUCCAAGCUCGCGCAGGUUUCUGGUCCCGAUUCCGUGGUUUGUCGAUGUUUCUUGUCUGGAAUAUGGCCGGUGGCUUCCUGGUGUCAGUGAUCGGCGGUGUCUUCCGCAACCCCAUUGGAAGUGCGUUCGCUGCCAUUCUUACCGAGACCGCCCUCGCAACCUGGCAUAUGACGUGGGUGCACAUUGUCAUUUCAGAACCAAGCAAGAAGCGAUGGUACAAGCGUAUUCCACCGAUGAAGACAUGGCCUAAAAUCGCCCCGGCCGUUGCUUUAUGGGCAACAACAAAUCAGAUUGUCUCUAUUCUUCCCCUAUUGGUUUGCGGCUCAUUCGGAUCCUUGAAGCAUAUGAGCGACCCUGAGUAUCAGCCUGGCAGGAAAGAUCUCUAUGCCGUUGGUGCACAAGGAUUGAUGGGUAUGACCCUCACGAUCAUCCUAUUUGUGCUUCUGCAAAUCCCGGCCAGCGUGACCUUGGUUCGGGUUGCUGCAUCCAUGCUUCCAGAAGAGGACGAGACUAUUGUUCCAUUUGAUCGUACCUUUGGUGGAAAGACAACGCCUCCCAUUGUUGGUGGUCAGGGCAAGAUUGGUCUGAUGGAGGCUUGGAGAAGUUUCCCAUGGGCUAGUCGAAUUCGAUUGCUCAAGCUCAUGAUCAAGGUGGCCUUCAUUGGGAUGGCUUGUUGGCUACUCUUCACCAUUGUUCUUAUUGCGGAGGCCCACAUUUUGUUUGGAGACAAGCUCGGAGGCAUGAUGAAGACGAUGCAUGGAAUUGCUGGCCCUCAUUAA
Molecule: messenger RNA, 1206 nt
Organism: Rhinocladiella mackenziei CBS 650.93
Lineage: Eukaryota; Fungi; Ascomycota; Eurotiomycetes; Chaetothyriales; Herpotrichiellaceae
Exons: 2
Coding region: 1-1206 (401 amino acids)
Source: RefSeq, a predicted model, not a curated record